Molecule: messenger RNA, 2019 nt
Organism: Paraglomus occultum
Lineage: Eukaryota; Fungi; Glomeromycota; Glomeromycetes; Paraglomerales; Paraglomeraceae
Source: the annotation of a GenBank genome assembly
AUGUCCGCAGCACGUCGAACAACGGCAACUCCGCGUUCUACGCCUUCAAGACAAAAAACCCCGGCAGCGGGCCGAGCAACGUCUUCCAAUUCUGACAAUCGGCAGCCUUCGUCCGUGCGGGAGGCUAUUGCCCAGGCUAGAGCAAGACAAUCGAGCGCGAAAAAAGCUGCCAGUCAUCAAGAUCAAGAUGAAGAGGUUGUUGGCGGAAGAAGUCUGAAAGUUAUUAUCAAGCAGGCGCGAUCGUCCGGACGUCUGAACAUUACCAACAGAUCUUUGAAAGAAAUUCCCGAGGAAGUCUGGAAAAUGUAUGAUACCGACUCAAGCACUGUCAAUCUUGACUUUAGCAGCAGUUCCGCGGAAAAUUGGUAUGAGGCGAUUGAUUUGACACGAUUAGUGGCAGCUGAUAACUUGAUUGAACAUAUUGAUAAAAGAAUAAUGGAGUUCGGUGCUUUGGUUUUUGUUGAUCUACAUAAUAACAAUCUUUCAUCUCUCCCGGUGGAAUUUGGCGAGCUGAAGAGUCUCACAACGCUAAAUUUAUCAGCCAACAAAUUCACACAACUUCCAAGUUGUAUUGUGAAAUUAUCUUCGCUUGUUGAUCUUCAGCUCGCUUCUAAUGGGCUUUCUGGAACGUUAGAUUCUUCCUUUGGAAAUUUAACGAAAUUGGAGUUUCUUGAUAUUUCAUCCAACGAGAUUUCUGGCCUUCCGGAAGAAUUUAAAAAUUUAAAGAAUCUUCGUAAGCUGUUUGUGCGAAAGAACAAACUGAAGGCUUUACCGGGACUCGCCUUGGUUGGAAUGACGAAAUUGGAGGAGUUGGAAGCCAGCGAAAAUCGGAUCGAGACCAUCUUCCAAGAGGUAGUUGAUGGACAGCCAGUUCAACUUGAGUCAUUGAAGCGUCUAGACCUGCGGAAUAACCGCUUGGUGGCUCUCGACAAAUCCGAGGACGCUACAAUGUUUAAGCCGACACUGUCUAUACCGAAAUUAAAGGAGCUUUUGAUAUCGUCCAACAGAUUAAAAUCAGUAGGACCUUUAUUGCACACUACGUCUGAAUUGGAAAUAUUGGAUAUUUCUGAAAAUUUAUUUGAAGAAUUGCCAGAUGGAUUGAUUGCUUUGAAACAGCUGAAGAGAUUGGAUUUGCGAAAUAAUGCAUUGAAAGAACUAGCGCCAGAAUUAGGGAUGAUGACAUCCUUGGAUGUGCUUAGUUGGGAAGGUAACCCGUUAAGGAGCGCGCCCAGAGGAUCGAAUUCCACAGUGGCAUUACUCCAAUCGCUGAGAGACCGAUUGGCUGCCGUUGAUCUUGAAAGUAUUCAGGGGCCUACUAUUCCCGAUUCCACUACUAGCCGGCGCGUCGGAGAUCAUUCGCUUGGAACCUUUAAUCAGCAAGCAGCAGCCUCUAAAAUCCUUGAUCUCUCCAAGAAAUCUCUUUCUAAUCUAUCCGAUGACGAUCUUGAGGCACUUCCAUUUGAACCAAUUACGAUACGACUCAGUUUUAAUGAAUUUUCUAAUAUUCCCCGCUCCUUGUUUACGUUAUCUUUUAGCAACGUGCUUACUACAUUGCAACUUGAUCACAACAAACUCACGACAUUUCCUCUGUAUCCGCCUGAUUUACCCGAGUCGGAAUGGACUCCCUUACCGAAUCUAACUACCCUCGAUCUAUCAGCAAAUCAAAUAACGUCUAUUCCCGAUGGUUCGUCGCCAAAGCCCUUUCCUAAUUUGCAGACUUUGAACCUAAACCAGAAUCGUAUUUCAUCGCUUCCUCCUAAACUUGCGUGGCCUAAACUGACAUCACUGUUGGUUUCUAUGAACCUGUUGUCAGAGAUUACGCCAUCGACGUUUGAGGGUUUGGAAGUCUUGGAUUUAUCAAAUAAUAAUAUAGGCCAUCUACCUCCAGAACUGGGCAAUGUGACGACUAUCAAGACCUUGUCUGUUGAAGGGAACACCUUUAGAGUGCCACGUUAUCCCAUCGUUCAGAGAGGCACGGCGGCGAUUAUGGAGUAUUUGAGGGGAAGAAUUCCCAAGUGA